Molecule: messenger RNA, 3339 nt
Organism: Rubroshorea leprosula
Lineage: Eukaryota; Viridiplantae; Streptophyta; Magnoliopsida; Malvales; Dipterocarpaceae
Source: the annotation of a GenBank genome assembly
CCCCCGCACAAACUUCCAGUUCUGCCUCAAUGCGAUACUACAGCCUCCAGAAACGAGAAUCUCUGAAAGUUUUAAUUCCACCAUCUAAAAUCCCUUGAAAUUAUUAUCAAGUCCGACUCUCUCAAUUUGCAAAGUACCAUUUAGAUCGGUAAAGUAGCUAGCAAGUUAAAAGAGGGAAACUUCCCCUGCUUUCUUUCACAGACCUGAUCUUUCCUCCUCGUCUUCAAAAUUUCAGCUUACAAAACUUUUUAGUAGUUUCGACUCUGCCGCCCCUUCAAAUUUUGACCCAUUUUGACUUCCCCAAUUUGCGAAGUACCAUUGAAAUUGUUAAAAGAACUAGGUGGCGAGUGUGAACUAGGAUGCAAUCUCAAAUGUUUUUCAAUGGUGAGUCGACCACUCGGAAGCGAGUGAAUUUGAGAGGAAGGAGCCCCAAGGAGAUGCAUAGAGAUACACUUAUGGAGCAACUGCGAUUGAAGCGCAAUCACCGUCUCCAGUUGCAACGGGACUCGAAAGCUGCUCUCAAAAUUCAGCUACAGAAAUGCAUAAGAGCAAGACGGGAAGUGAGAGUUGCACAUUCUUUAGUACGUGCGCAGUUCUAUGGAACCUAUGGGAAACACUGCCAAAAUGUGGACAGAAAUAAUUUGAGGGAUCAACUUUUAACGACUUCCGAGGCGUCUGGCUUACCUACAACUAUCUUGCUUCAGACAGUUCUAUUGUUGAUAGAUCCUGAACGUCCAGGGACUUCUAAAGUGAUUGAUUAUCUUAUUCAGAGAAAUCUACUGACUGUACUUAGAGAAAUUAUUCUUGCAGUUAAGGCAAGUAGGAAGGGUCAUAGUUCACAUGGGAAGAAAUCUUUAGUGGAGGAUGUGCUUUCCCGCAUAGCAUUCCGCAUUCCCCAAAAGCUAGUUACUCCUGGGGAUAUUGGUACAAAAUGGAGUCGUUGUUUCUCAUCACAGAUUCUUACAGUGCCUUUCUUAUGGCAGCUUUUCCCAUACUUGAAAGAGGAUUUUGCGUCUCCUAGACUGAGUCAGCAUUACAUUGAUCAGAUGGCAAGUGAUGUGGGGACUGAGUUUCCUGGUUCUGUCUAUCUUCUUGGUAAUAUUUUAGAGAUAGCAGCUCUUGCUUUAGCACAUCGUGAUUGCUCGGUUGAAAUGGUUGUACAACUUGCAGCUACUGCUGCAACGGUGUUGGAGGCUCUUCCUCCUAUAGAAUCCUGGAGUAAAGAAAAAGGAGAAAGCAGAGAAAGAUCCACAUUGGAUGAGGAUGAAAUGAAUCAUUAUGAUGAAGUAACAGUAGGAGUUCUGGGUAGCAAUUUGAAAAAGCAGAUAGACAAUGCCAUAGACUCCUGUUUUCUUCAGCAGUUGAAUAAGGUGUUAUCUAAAGGGCCUUCCGUCAUCCAUGCUUCAGAAGAUGAAGGACCAAAUAAUAUAAACUUGCCAGUUGUUGCUGCUGCUUGUGCUUUUCUUCAUGCCACUUUCAACACUUUACCCUCUGAGCAAAUUGUGAACAAACUAGCCUCUAGAACUGACCUUGUUCCAAAGCUUUGGAAUUUUGUGAAGUGGUGUUAUCAGGAUCCAAACUGGUUGACGUUCUUGCCAGCGCAAUUUUCAGAUUUGUUGCUAGUUGCACCUCUGUGGCUAUUCCCUCUGGCUGUUUUCUGCACUUUCUACAAGUACAAGCUUAUGAUGGUUGAUCAUAAAGAGUUCUAUGAACAGGGGAAGCCGCUAUCAUUGGACAAUGUCAAAUAUCUAAUUAAGAUUCUGAAAAAGGAGACAGAUGAUCACCUUCUCUAUCCAAAUCCCAGAUCCAGAAUAACUGAUGACCAACACCUCCAAAAUUUCCAUAUCCUAGGAACUUUUCUAGCAAAGGCCAUGUAUGAAGGGAUUCUUGUAGAUUUACCAUUCGCUAAUUUCUUCCUUAGCAAAUUGAAACAAAAGUACAACUAUUUGAUCGACUUGUCUUCCUUUGACCCAGAGUUAUAUCGCCAUUUGAUCUUUUUGAAGAAUUAUGAAGGGGACAUUUCUGAGUUGGAGUUCUACUUUAUAAUUGUGAAUAAUGAGUAUGGAGAGCAAAGAGAAGAGGAACUAGUUCCAGGAGGGAAAAAUUUACGUGUUACCAAAGAUAAUGUUAUUGAAUAUAUUUAUCUUGUAUGUAACUAUCGUCUGAAUUUUCAGAUUCGAAAACAGAGUUCUCAUUUCCUUGGGGGACUUCUGGAGCUUAUGCAGAAACAUUGGAUCAAUAUGUUUACUGAGCAUGAAUUGCAGCUUCUAAUAUCAGGUCCACCUCAAAGCUUGGAUGUUGAUGACCUUCGACUCCACACUAAUUAUACAAAUGGCUAUCAUAGUGAGCACCAUGUUAUCAAGAUGUUUUGGGAAGUCCUUAAAAGCUUUUCACCGGAAAAUCAGAAGAAAUUUUUGAAGUUUGUGACUGGUUUCUCUCGAGGCCCUCUGCGUGGAUUCCAAUAUCUCGAACCUAAAUUUGGCAUACAGAGGGCUGCUGGCAGUGCAACUGAAGAAGUUUUGGACCGAUUACCCACAUCAUCCACUUGUUUGAACCUUCUGAAGCUCCCACCCUAUAGAAGCAAAGCGCAACUGGAAACAAAACUGCUGUACGCCAUAAAUGCUAGAGCUGGUUUUGAUUUGGGCUGAUGGAACUGUUUGACACGCAGCAGCAGCAGCUAGCCACACUGUUUGUGGCUGAGUGCAAUUCAGACGUGCAGUGCCUCCUGAAAGUUGGUCUUUCAAAGGUGUUCUCUUUUCUCCUUGGCCAAGAAACAAACCUGUUCUUGUAUGACCAUAUAUGUUUGUAAUUAAUUAUAAAUUACACACUCCAUUGAGUGAGAAGGUUUUAUUGUUAAUGGAGAGCGGCGUCCGGUUGCAUACAACUGUUUAUGUUCGGUACAACUAUUUGAAUGACUUGCGUUCCUUGGACCCAGAGUUAUAAUACCACCUUAUCUCUUUGAAGGGCUGCUGGCAGUGCAACUGAAGAAGCUUUGGACUGCCUACCCACAUCAGCUGCUUGUAUGAACAUUCUGAAACUCCAACCAUAUAGAAGGUUCUUCAACUUCUACCUAUCUUACUAUAAAUGAACGCUGGCCAUCAAAUGAGUAAAUGAAUAGGGAAAGCCGGCGCUUAUUGAUUUGAGAUUCCUCUUGGGAUAGAAACUGAAUUUCUGGCUGUGUUAGAACUUUCUUUGUAGGAAGUCAUGCUUGGUAAAUUCAGUCAUCUCCAGGUGCCCUAUCAUUUAUGCCAAUGGACAUUUUCUUUAAAUCAGUCACCACUAAGCUCUACAUAGAACCUCACACAUGCAAGAUGCACUUAAUUAACAAGGGGUUAAGUG